This is a messenger RNA of Thrips palmi, 1344 nucleotides long. RefSeq names its product alpha-tocopherol transfer protein-like. The transcript is spliced from 7 exons. Gene Ontology annotation, cellular component: membrane. The record is from RefSeq and is a predicted model, not a curated record. The coding region runs from base 177 to 1148 and encodes 323 amino acids. NCBI's taxonomy places the organism in Eukaryota, Metazoa, Arthropoda, Insecta, Thysanoptera, Thripidae. Gene Ontology annotation, molecular function: phosphatidylinositol bisphosphate binding.
GUGAGACGGCGACCAGUGUGUCAGUGGCGAAGUACCGGCCGCCGCCGCACAGUGCCUUGUUCGCGCGUGGGAGGCGAGGUCGUUCACUGACCUAGGUUCGAAUACCGGACUAAGCUUUCCUUUUUCGCGGCCCCCGUCCGCCAGGGAAUGCGUGGCCUUUGGUGACAGCAGCAAGCAUGGGCGGGUCACGCAGGGCUGUGGAGGAGGCCGUCGACGAGGAGUCGGCCGAGGAGCAGGACCUGUUCGAGGACGCCGUCGACUCCGGCACUGACGGAAUCGAGCAGGUGUUUCGCAAGAUGGCCGCGGAGGCGAGGGCCUGGAGCCUGGACGGCGAGCUCGCCAGGAACAAGGACAUCACCGCGGCUGACGUCAGGGGGCUGCGGUCCUGGUGCCGCGAGAACAAAGUCCUGCCGGACAUCGGCGGUGAGCACCACCACUACUCGCUGCUCGUCGCGUUCCUGCACGCGUGCCGCGGCGACGCGGAGCACGCCAAGACCGUGCUGCGCGUGUACGAGUCGGUGCGCACCAAGACGCCCGAGGUGUUCACCGAGCGCUCCGUGCACUGCGAGGAGGUGCAGCGGGCCAAGGGCAUCGGCUACUUCUGCCUGCUGCCCAAGAAGACGCCCGAGGGCUUCCGCGUCAUGGUGCAGGCGCUCCGGAACCCCGACCCCACGCACUUCGUGUACUCCUCGUCCAGCAAGGCGCAGUUCCUGACCAUGGACGCCGCCGUGCUGGCCGAGCCCACCGCCGAGGGCUACGUCUGCAUCUUCGACAUGAAGGGCGUCCAGCUCAGCCACAUGUGGGCCUGGGGCAUCCGGCUGCCCAGGAAGAUCUUCAAGUAUCUGCAGGAAGGCCUGCCGCUGAGGAUGCAGCGGAUCCACUUCGUCAACACGACGACCCUGAUGGACCGCAUCAUGAAGAUGCUGCGGCCCUUCAUCAACAAGGAGCUAACGUCAAUAUUUCAAUUUCAUACCAGUGAGGAGGAGGCUGGACUCCACGAGUUCAUUCCGAAGGAUUGUUUGCCUGCAGAUUACGGAGGUUUCCUACCUCCCUUAGAAAAAUUACAAGGUUACACUGACACGUUUCUAGCGGAAGUGGAUUCCCUUCUGGACCCGCAGCACACGGAAGCACUGGCUGGUAAAGGUUGAACCUUCAUAACGUCUUGUCGUGUCCCUGUCGCUUUGUCACACACGAGCCCUUUUGUUUUUGUUGAUUGUUGAAUUUCACGUGACUGUGUUUUUGUCAGUUGUAUUUCCCCCCAAACCGUCUUAUCAAAUACACUAGAAUAGAGCUAUCUAUUUGUAAGAUUUAUAUCGUUUAAUAAAGAAUUCCAUCAUUUCCAUC